AUGGCGGACCCUUCAAUGUACAACUUCUUCAAUCAUCACCCCGAGCCGUCUUCAGCCAAGAAACACCCUCAAAGAGCUUUACCAUCUGCUGUUCCAAGGCUUUUCUAUUGCCAGUUCUGUCCGAGGAAGUUCUUUACUUCUCAAGCUCUGGGUGGCCACCAAAAUGCCCACAGGCAAGAACGAGCCGCGUCUCGAAGGAAGCUCCCCGGUGACCAUGACCAGAUCAGUUUGCCCCCCCAACAAUACAACUUUCAGCAACAGCUUAACAACCCUUUCGCCAUUAAAACCGAUCCACCUAUGAACUACCCUGGUGCUGCUGCCUCCGGUGCAUCGUAUCUAGACCAGUGGCUCGACCCCUUCCAUGUCCAACACCAAUACCGUCCGUCUGCCGGCUUUGCUCCUCAGGGUUUCAUCACGAGUACAGUUUCUUCUUCUACCGAGACCUCAUCUCCCAGCACUGAUGUUGAUGAAUCUGGAGAUGUUGAUCUCACUCUCCGUUUAUAA
Molecule: messenger RNA, 504 nt
Organism: Hibiscus syriacus
Lineage: Eukaryota; Viridiplantae; Streptophyta; Magnoliopsida; Malvales; Malvaceae
Product: zinc finger protein KNUCKLES-like
Exons: 1
Coding region: 1-504 (167 amino acids)
Molecular function (GO): DNA-binding transcription factor activity
Source: RefSeq, a predicted model, not a curated record